UUAGGUGUGGACCGGUAUGAGACAGGUUGGACUGCACUAGUGAAAGAAGGAUUUGUAAAGCUGAGGACAUGUGUUUUGGAAGCUGUGCUAGAUGUAUUGGUUAUAAGUUGCUCAUCCUUGCCUUGCUCAGCAUCGUGGCCAACAUUUUACUUUAUUUUCCCAAUGGUGAAACAAGAUUUGCUUCAGAGCAUCACCUCGGCAAAUAUGUGGAGUGCCUUCAUGGCAUUCUAGGUGGAGGCUUUUUGGUGCUCAUUCCAGCUGCGGUAUUCAUUGGACUUCACAAUGAUGACUGUUGUGGGUGCUUUGGCCAUGAGGACUGUGGGAAAAGCUGUGCGAUGCUGUCUUCAGUUCUGGCAGCCUUUGUUGGGAUCCUUGGUUCUGGAUACUGUAUAAUCAUUUCAGCACUGGGCUUGUCUCAUGGACCAUAUUGUUUUACUCACCUAGAGAGAAACUGGAUCUAUCCUUUCAGUGAAUCCUCUGGAGGGUACUUGUUUGAGUAUAACAAGUGGUCUAAAUGUCAAGAACCUCAAAACAUCGUGCAGUGGAACGUCACCCUCUUUUCCAUCCUCCUUGUCUUGGGAGGAAUAGAGUUCAUUCUGUGCUUCAUACAGAUAAUCAAUGGCAUUCUUGGAGGACUAUGUGGGUUGUGCUGCAGUCAUGAGGAGACAUAUGUUUGCUAGAAACCUGACAAUGCAUUGACAUUGGUGCAUGCGUGGUGCGUUGAGUAUUCUGUGGUUCUUUGGUUUUGUUUUUUAAUAUUCUAUGCAUACUAAAAUGCACAUCGUUUGUUGUCAAAGUGUGCUGUUGCCAUCAAUUUAAUUGACUUGGGGCCAGCCUUUGUUCUUGGAGUCAUAUGCAGAUUUUCCACUAACCUGCCUGUAUCUAAAAGGAAAACGUAUCCUGAAUUUCUUUGGUUCAUUUCAUCUUAGUACGGUCAACUGCCUGAGCACAUGUCACUGAAGAUGCUUUUUUUUUUUUUUUUUUCUUUUCUACUGACACAACAGCACUGUACUUUUUGCUGCUUUCCCAAUAAAGUUGCACUUUCAUUCUGAUGUUGGAAUGAACACAAACUCAAUCUAGUCUGGCCUGGGUAUAAAUGAAUACUCAGCUGGAGUAAAAACAAAGCAGCAGUAAAAUGUGGAUGAUCAAGGACAGAUACAUGAACUUCACCUUUUCAGGAUUUUUCUGAACUU
Molecule: messenger RNA, 1193 nt
Organism: Harpia harpyja (harpy eagle)
Lineage: Eukaryota; Metazoa; Chordata; Aves; Accipitriformes; Accipitridae
Gene: TM4SF1
Product: transmembrane 4 L six family member 1
Exons: 5
Coding region: 69-680 (203 amino acids)
Cellular component (GO): membrane
Source: RefSeq, a predicted model, not a curated record